Cylindrotheca closterium is the source of this 492-nucleotide messenger RNA. The record is from the annotation of a GenBank genome assembly. NCBI's taxonomy places the organism in Eukaryota, Bacillariophyta, Bacillariophyceae, Bacillariales, Bacillariaceae.
AUGAGUGCAAUCAGUUACAUCCUUGCCAUUGCCACGAUUCUCAUCGUGCCCACUUCAGCGUUUACCACAAGUCACAAGAAGACGGCAAGAACCUCCUCGUCUACGGCAUUUCGAAUGGUCUCGCGAGAGGAAUAUCUGAAACCCCACUUUCACACAACCGUACGACCAACAACAAGCAUGCUCAACUUUGAUCAUCCAGCAUCCACUACAAUGACGAAGUCUGUGCCGUCAUCAUCAUCAUCAUCCUCAGUGGAACAACGUGUUCAUGACUAUUGCGAAAACAAGGGUGGAUGUGACUUGGAAGAAAUGGCAUUGCUCCUGGAAGAUUUCGAACAGGUCAAUCACGCUGCGUCGUCGUCUUUGUUUUCGUUUGACACGACCCAAACCGAACUUCGACCACAAGAAGAAAAGGGUGCACCAGUGAAACGCAAAGUUGACUUGGAGCAACAUCUUCGACGCAUGCAUGAAAUUGCGGAUAUGGAAGAACACUAA